This is a messenger RNA of Drosophila suzukii, 630 nucleotides long. RefSeq lists its product as uncharacterized. Lineage: Eukaryota; Metazoa; Arthropoda; Insecta; Diptera; Drosophilidae. The record is from RefSeq and is a predicted model, not a curated record.
AUGGUCGGCGAACUGUCUUGGCAAUGGCAGAUUCUUAUCUUGAUGCAAUUAAUAAGCCUUUCAUCCCAAUUGAAUCACCAAUUUGUGCCUGAGAAGGAGGAUUUGUUCAGUGACUGCACAGACAAGCCAGGAUAUCAAAGUGUCGAUAAAAUGUCGGAUUUUUCGCAGUUUAUCCGUAAAAGGAAUAAAAAUGGUGGAAUUGAUAUACAUGGAAAUAUAACCAUGAAAUGGGAUAUACAACCAUCAGAUCGUGUGUCGGUUGAAGUUGGUAUACUAAAGUUAGAAAAAGGAACUUGGAAACCAACCGUUUUCAAAGGGGCUGAUAAAGAUUUCUGCAAGUCCUUUUACGACAAGAACACCAUUUACUAUCCUCAUUCGACGGAACACGUGAUCAACAAGGAGGAAGUCAAGGACAAAUGCGUAAAAGUUCCUGGGACAGUUUUAAUUGUUGAACCCUUUCAACUGAAAAUAUUAAUAAGUCUUGCUGUGCCCCUAACUCCAGGACGUCACAAGGCCCUUAUAGUAUUUACUGCCUUUGACAAAGCCAAUGUUAAGCGUCCUGAUGAGAUGUGCACGGAAAUUAUUGGCGAUAUUGUGAAAGGCUAACUUAGACUUUCACUUUAACUACUC